AUGUAUCCAGAUUCUGACAAUACACCGACUGAAAAGUUUUUGGUGCAAAAAACACAAUUGUUAAAUCCUGGUGGUUUUGUCUGUGCUGUAGAUGAUCAGCUGAUUGUCUACCGCGGCAAAGCUUUAUUUAUUGAUCGGACCUACGAGAGUCUGCAAAAUGUUCCUGUGCUCCGUGCACAGUUCUUAAAAAAGCACUUCGAUAUUGUACAUGUUCUAAAAAAAGUAUAA
This is a messenger RNA of Vavraia culicis subsp. floridensis, 228 nucleotides long. RefSeq lists its product as uncharacterized. The coding region runs from base 1 to 228 and encodes 75 amino acids. The transcript has a single exon. The record is from RefSeq and is a predicted model, not a curated record. NCBI's taxonomy places the organism in Eukaryota, Fungi, Microsporidia, Pleistophoridae.